Messenger RNA from Alternaria arborescens, 261 nucleotides. RefSeq lists its product as hypothetical. NCBI's taxonomy places the organism in Eukaryota, Fungi, Ascomycota, Dothideomycetes, Pleosporales, Pleosporaceae. The coding region runs from base 1 to 261 and encodes 86 amino acids. The transcript has 5 exons. The record is from RefSeq and is a predicted model, not a curated record.
AUGGGUGUCCCAUUCGAGGCUCUGCUGCCCUACGCCAUUAUGACGGGCUUCUUCGCAUUCAGCGCUGUGUCUGUCGGAAAGCUCAAGGAGAUGCAGAACGGAGGAAAGAAGACAAGGAGGGGUAUCGAUGCAUGGGACAGGCAAAUGAUGGAGCGCGACCGCCGACUGACCGGAUUCAUGCGCGGACAGACAGACAAGCCGGUUGCUCCGGAAGGCUUCGAGCUCAACAACCCAUGGAGGUGCGAGCAACGAUUCAUCUAA